GCUCACGCUGGCUCUCUCCCUCUCCAGAUAACCCACACCCAGUGACUCCGUGUCUCGGUUUUUGUGGCAGUAGGAAGGAUGCUUCUCUGAAUGUUUUAUUUUUUUAUGUGACACUUGUAUCAGAGACACUUUUCGGUUCCACAGGAGGACAGCUUAUUUGAUUGUGUUAUUAAUCGGAUUUAUUGGGAAACGUGUAAAGAGCUUAUACACACACAAUGUUGGGCAUGGAUGUUUGUGAAUUUGGAGGACAGUUUCUUGAACUGCUCUGGUUGACUGUUUGCUACAGAGGCAUCAUGGCUGAUAAAGAGACAGAAGUGCCAGUGGUGGGAGACGAUGACGAGCCAGAUCUGAACUACCAGCCCCCAGCUCAGAAGAGCCUGCAGGAGAUUCAGGAACUGGACAAGGAUGAUGAAAGCUUGAACAAGUACAAGCAGACCCUCCUGGGCACUGGACCUGUGGUGUCAGAUCCCACCAUUCCUAAUGUUCAGGUGACCCGACUGACCCUAAUGUGUGACCAGGCCCCUGGACCCAUCACAAUGGACCUGCAAGGUGACCUCGAAGCUUUGAAGAAAAAGAAUUUCACCAUGAAAGAGGGAGUGGACUACCGGGUGAAAAUCCACUUCAAGGUCAACAGGGACAUCGUGUCUGGACUGAAAUAUGUGCAUCUGACCUACAGAAAAGGAGUGAGAGUGGAUAAGUCUGUAUACAUGGUGGGAAGCUAUGGUCCGAGAGCUGAGGAGCACGAGUUUAUGACCCCAGUGGAGGAGGCUCCAAAGGGCAUGAUUGUCCGGGGAAGCUACCACAUUAAAUCCCACUUUACAGAUGAUGACAAGACAGACCACCUGUCCUGGGAGUGGAACCUGCACAUCAAAAAAGAUUGGGAUGCUGCAGAGUAAAGAGGUCCAAGGUGUCCUACCCCAGACGUAUAGCAACAUACUGAAUUUGUGACAGGUGUUUAAAACAUGAGACUUAGGCUAGGCACAUGUUUGAAUGGAGUUGACUUUGUAAGUGAUUGAUGAAUUAAUCAGUCAUAUACGCAUUUAAAUAUAAAAGAUAUUCUUACUUAUUAGGCAUAAUAAAUGAUGAGGACACACAACGACUGGCAGGGUAUUUGAGGUGACUUAUUACUUAUAAUGGUUGUGUUUGCAACAGUAAAUCUAACAAAAGAUAUUCCUCAUGCCUGUACUCUCAGGUUAGUGUACACUGUAAAUGUAAAUAUUCGAAUGUCUGUAUUCUUGCAUUGCAUCUAAAGUUCUCGACUCGGCCCAUGAUCAGACCAGUGCAUGCUUGAGUGUGAAGCCAAUGGCUAUAUGCCCUGUAUUAAUAGCCUGCUGUUAAAAUUGAUAAAUACUUGUGUAAGAUGUGGUUUGUAUUAAGUGUUGCUUGUUCAAAAGGUAUUGCUGAGCAUUACAACCCUGCUAUAAAGACCAAAACGGUAUAAAUUCCCACGCUGGUUGAGGCUAGUCUACGAAGCAUUAUGGGGUAUACCAACACUUCAGCUUCAUGUACUGGUGAGCUGAUGUGCUGGUCUUUUUAGCAGGGAAACUGUCAUCAUUGGAGCCCAUAGUCAAGCACCCUCUCCUAAAACUGUUAAAGAUCUCUGUUCAUCUCUGUCCAGGAUUCAGUAGCUGUCUUUCAUCUAUUGUUUUGACAUUUUAAGUUUCAAAAUAAAUACAUUUUAUCAUUUA
This is a messenger RNA of Paramisgurnus dabryanus, 1688 nucleotides long. Lineage: Eukaryota; Metazoa; Chordata; Actinopteri; Cypriniformes; Cobitidae. The record is from RefSeq and is a predicted model, not a curated record.